AUGGCCGCGAUAGGAAUGCCUAAUGCAGCAUCACAGCAGACGGCCAGAACAAAUGGUCGCAACUCUACCUCUUCGGUCAGUUAUGCCGGUGAAAGGGCCACUCUAGCCCAGUCAUCUGCUGCAUUUGGAAGCGGAGGCUGGAAUAGCAACAUUUGGUCGCGCACCCCUAUGACUGGGAUUUCUAGCACUAUGGUCGAAAGUACACAUCCAAAAGUGGCUACUACUGUCAACGGAGACACUGUGACUGGGUCCCGCUCUCUUUUGCCUUCGUCGGAGGCUGAGGGCUGGGCUGGCCAACCUCUUCCUUGGAACUUUUCCCCAACCUCAAGCUCCCAUGCGUCUUCGGUAAACGCAGGUGCCAGCACUCCGCCAGGAAACUCUGCAGUCGUCAACGCUAUUACCCGAAGCGAAGCUCUCUCUUAUUUAGCAGCAGCUCAACCCUCUGGUUCAAACAUGCCAAAUAGCAACCGGGUUUCAAACUGGAGCCACUAUCACAAAUCGAGUGAUUCUCCAUCAUCUAUCACUGCAUUUGACAAUGGAGUUGGUAGAAACAGUCAGCAUACGGCUGCUCUCAAUGGGAUUACCAACGGAAGCACUGCACACAAUGGAUUAUCUGCACAGGAGCCGCAGGUGAAUCCAUUCGACCAUAGCAAUACCCUUCCAUUUAGAGAGGGCCCUAGGUCAAGCGAUCAAGCAUCCUACUUCCCCCCAUCCUCAUCCAUGAAUCUGGCUUCCAUGACUCCCUCCUCGAGCCAUUUCGGAGCCGGUACCCCACGCCACUCAAUAUCAACCGGCCAUGGUAGGGCUAGUUUAGCUGAAGAUGAACUCGCUGCCGCCCUGUCCAAGAUAGACGUCAAGGUCGCUGGUGCGCUGGCUGAGCACCGACAGCAAGCUCUGCCUCCCAGACCAUCGUUUCAACAACGUGCAUCAUACGACGCUGUUCUAUCCCGCGCCAAUUAUACGAUAGAGCCGGAGGAGACCCGUACCCAGUAUGCAACAUACUCACGAACCAUCUCAUCUCCUUCCGUCAAUUUACCUUCCCUCAUCAGAAGACAAGAACGCGGCCACCCGUCUCUUGAGCACCAGCGCAGUUCCAUCCCCGGUUAUUAUUCUAGUGUCGACGGCCAGCUUCAGGACUCCAUGAGCCAGGGAAUGUACUCCCCAAGAUACCGUUACUCUGGCAGUGAGCGUAGUCCAGAGGAACAAGCUGAACUACUAGCUCAGGGAUUGCGAGCAACCUUGCAGCAGCAGCAGGAGCAGGCCUACCCUUCGGUCGCCAUGAGUCAGCUCCCGGGGGGUAUCCACCUGCCUCCAGGCUACAGAUACGCAACAUUCCAGCCUCCUCAGCCCAGCACCAUCCAUCCAAUACAGUUACCCCUUUACUCAAUGGGUCCAUUUAGCCCCGUUUCCCCGUCCAUGGUUCAUAGGCCUUCCACUUCAGACCAGGACUCCAACCAGGUAACUCGCAGCCCAGUUCUACAGGAGUUCAGGGCAAAUAACAAGGGAAAUAAGCGAUAUGAAUUGAAAGAUAUCUAUGGUCACAUCGUCGAAUUCUGUGGUGAUCAGCACGGCUCCCGCUUCAUUCAGCUUAAGCUUGAAACUGCCAACAGUGACGAGAAGGAGCGGGUAUUCCAGGAAAUCAGGCCUAAUGCCGUACAGCUUAUGAUGGACUUAUUUGGCAAUUACGUUAUCCAGAAACUGUUCGAACACGGUAAUCAAGCACAGAAGCGUCUUCUUGCCCAGCAGAUGCAAGGCAACAUUUGCUCGCUCUCUGUACAGACGUAUGGAUGCCGCACUGUUCAAAAGGCACUUGAACAUGUCCUCGUUGAGCAGCAAGCCACCAUGGUCAAGGAGCUCGAAGACAGCGUGAUGAAGUGCGUCACCAACCAGAACGGAAACCAUGUUAUUCAGAAGGCGAUUGAACGUGUUCCAAACCAACACAUUCGAUUUAUCAUCGAUGAAUUCCGAGGCCAAAUUCCACGUUACGCUACUCAUACAUACGGGUGUCGGGUAAUCCAACGCAUGCUAGAGCACUGUCCUCUGGCCGAUCGUUUAUCCAUUCUUGCUGAAAUCCAUGCUUGCACCCCAAGCCUCAUUUCCGACCAAUACGGCAACUAUGUCAUUCAGCACAUAAUUGAAUUCGGUGAAGAGGUUGAUAAGAACAAGAUUAUCUCCAUUGUUCUCGGCCAGGCAGUUCACUUCUCUAAGCAUAAGUUUGCCAGCAACGUGGUAGAGAAGAGCAUCACUUUCGGCACUAUGGAGCAACGCUUGGCCAUUACCCGGAUUCUGUCCGCUGUCAACGAAAAGGGAGAGGGCCCCUUGCUUGGCUUGAUGCGCGACCAAUAUGGCAACUACGUUAUCCAAAAAUCCCUUAGCGUCCUGGAGGGAGAAGACUACAAGAUGCUUGUCAGCAGAAUUAUGCCAUUGAUGCCCCUGCUGAAAAAAUGCAGCUACGGCAAACAGAUUGCUGGCAUUGAAGGUCACCUCCAUAAAUACGGACAUCAAACUUCUUCAUCUCCAUCCUCGCCUGUUGACACCAACAAGUCACUCGGCCUGGAUGUUGAAAACAAUGCGAAUAGCCUCACCUAUACCCGUGAUAACAGCCCUGUUUACGACCUCUCUCCUGUCACUGCCGACAGAAGCUCCAUCCCAAGUGCAAACACCAGCGUAUUGGAAGAAUGCCCCCCAAUUGAUAUGACGAAAGAGGACGGCGGUGCCAUCCUCAAGCCAGCAGCAGUCAUAUAA
Nannizzia gypsea CBS 118893 is the source of this 2745-nucleotide messenger RNA. RefSeq names its product pumilio domain-containing protein. The record is from RefSeq and is a predicted model, not a curated record. Gene Ontology annotation, biological process: nuclear-transcribed mRNA catabolic process, deadenylation-dependent decay. Gene Ontology annotation, molecular function: mRNA 3'-UTR binding. Gene Ontology annotation, cellular component: cytoplasm. NCBI's taxonomy places the organism in Eukaryota, Fungi, Ascomycota, Eurotiomycetes, Onygenales, Arthrodermataceae. The transcript is spliced from 5 exons. Bases 1 to 2745 code for a protein of 914 amino acids.